ACCAUGGAGUCGCCGCCGCCCAAGCGCAACGCCGGCCACGUCGGCGAGGACGGAAUCAGCGCCCUCCCCGACCACCUCCUCCUCGACAUCCUCGAGCGCCUCCACCUGCGCGAGGCGGUCCGCGCCGGCGCGCUCUCCACGCGGUGGCGGCACCUCCCCAGCCACCUCUCGCUCGUGCACCUCGACGCCGGUCACUUCCGCGGCGCCACAUCGCUCCAGGUCAUGGACGCGUUCACGGGCGCGGCACGGGCCUUGCUCACUCGGGUGCCUCCCGCCGAGGGAGUGUGCGAGAGUGGUGCCCUCAAGGUGCUCGUCCUCAGCUUCUACACGUCUUCCCCUCACCUGACCUCAUUAGCACUUGCAGUAGGCUCAGGCACCUCAGCUUGA
Triticum aestivum (bread wheat) is the source of this 387-nucleotide messenger RNA. RefSeq names its product FBD-associated F-box protein At1g60410-like. The coding region runs from base 4 to 387 and encodes 127 amino acids. The record is from RefSeq and is a predicted model, not a curated record. The transcript has a single exon. Gene Ontology annotation, molecular function: protein binding. NCBI's taxonomy places the organism in Eukaryota, Viridiplantae, Streptophyta, Magnoliopsida, Poales, Poaceae.